This is a messenger RNA of Cuculus canorus (common cuckoo), 1390 nucleotides long. RefSeq names its product GRB2 related adaptor protein (gene GRAP). Gene Ontology annotation, molecular function: protein binding. The record is from RefSeq and is a predicted model, not a curated record. The transcript is spliced from 5 exons. NCBI's taxonomy places the organism in Eukaryota, Metazoa, Chordata, Aves, Cuculiformes, Cuculidae. Bases 169 to 822 code for a protein of 217 amino acids.
GCGCUGACAUCAGCACAGCUUCCUGCCCGCCGACACCGCUGUGCUGCACAUUCACCCCGGACCCACACAGCCCCACGGCACGGGGCGGAGAGCCCCAGACAGCCCCACAACCCAGGCUCGGUGAGCCCUGGGGACCCUCGCCACCGCUGCCCCGUGACAGCCAGCGCCAUGGAGUCGGUGGCUCUGUACAGCUUCCAGACAACGGAGAAGGAUGAGCUGCCCUUUCAGAAAGGAGACAUCCUGAAGAUCCUCAACAUGGAAGAUGACCAGAACUGGUACAAGGCUGAGCUGUACGGCUGCGAGGGCUUCGUCCCCAAAAAUUACAUCAAGGUCAAGCCACAUCCGUGGUACGCAGGCAGGAUCUCCCGGCACCUGGCAGAAGAGCGGCUCCUCAAGCGCAAGCACCUGGGAGCCUUCCUGAUCCGUGACAGCGAGAGCACCCCAGGGGAGUUCUCCAUCUCCGUCAACUACGGGCUGCAGGUCCAGCACUUCAGGGUGCUCAGGGAGAGGAACGGCAAAUAUUUCCUCUGGGAGGAAAAGUUCAACUCCCUCAACGAGCUGGUGGAUUUCUACAGGACGACCACCAUCGCCAGAAAGGAACAGAUCUUCCUCCGGGAUGAGGACCAAACCCAGGAGGUAAGGAGACCCAAAUUCGUGCAAGCCCAGUUCGACUUCUCAGCUCACGAUGGCUCCCAGCUGCCCUUCCUCCGCGGGGAUAUCAUCGAGGUCCUGGACUACCCCGACCCAAACUGGUGGCUGGGCAAGAUCUAUGGGUGUGUUGGCCUCUUCCCCCGCAACUACGUCCACCCCAUCCACAAGUGAGGUGCCACCAGCGCUGCGGACAGGACUGCAGCCUCUGGUUUUCCCCACUCACCGGAGCUGCUUUGGGACUGCAUGGAGUCUGCACAUCCCUUCAUCCCGAUGGAUGGUGCCCAUCCCCACGCCAGGCUGCUGACAUGUAGUCCCAGUGCUACAUGGGCUGUGCUGGAAGUAGAGGCAAGGCUGCAGUGCUCCCCAUGUGGGAUCUGCCUGGCUCCUGGCUCCAACACCCUGCAACAUCGGGUCUCCCUGCUUCCCAACCCAGGAGACAUCCAUGGCCCCCAGGCAUCACCUCUCACUGCAGGCUGGCAGUGGUUCUCUCUGGGAAGAGAGUGAAGAGUGUUGAACUGGGGCCAUGAAAACUUCUCCAAAGCUGUGACCCAGCGGGAUGGGAGAAACAGGAGAGGAAGACCACAUCUGUGUCAAAUCUUCUCCAGACCCUGUAAGCGAAGCCCUGGCUUCAGGGUGGGCUGCAGGCAGCCAGGAUGCGGCCAAAUAACACCGUGGAGGGAUGCUGGGGCUUGGGGUGUCAGGAAAGGCGGCUCUGGAAGGAUUCAGUCCCACAGGUGCU